CCAGUAUUUCAUGCUUGCUGGCCAAACACGUCGAUAUACCCACCGUACGCUACACACACCUGAAUCUCUGGAAGAUCAUCACCACCAAUACCAACUACUACCACAACCCCGGUAUCCUAGACCGACAAGAUGAAGUUCACCACCGAGAUCACUCUCCUCACUCUGGCCAUGGGCGUCUUCGCCGAGCCCCCCACAAAGGUCGUCGCCGAGCGUGACCUGGCUACAAUCCAGGGUGUCAUCCAACAAGUCGGCAACUCACUGAAGGAUUUGAACAAGGCCGUGGACGGCUUCAACGGCGACCUCAGUGCCCUUGCCGGUGCUGCUGGCGCCUUCACCAACACCCUUAACCAGGGCACCCAGCAGGUCAUGGGCACGAGCGAGAUCACCCUUAACGAGGCCCUUCAGCUCCAGCAGUUCGUCUCUGGACUUCAGAGCGACGGAAACGCCCUUACCAAGAACCUCGAGAAGAAGAAGCCCGAAUUCGAGAAGGCCAGCCUUUGCGGUAUUAUCUCCUCGCAAGUCGGUUCCGUUGGCGAUGGCGCCAAGAAGCUCAUCGACACCGUCGUCACCAAGGUUCCUCAAAGCGUCCAGUCUGUUGCCAGCCAACUUGCCGGCAGCUUCGCCACAACACUUCAGUCCACGCAGCAGUCAUUUGCUGCAGGCAACUGCACAAACGCCAACGGUAUGGGCGGUGGCGGCAACGGAACCAACGCCGGCACACCCAAGACCUCCUCCCCAGCCAAGGCUGGUGCCGCUACCCUCUCCGUCGGUCUCGGCUCCAUCGCCGCGGCGGCGUUUGCUGUCAUGUUGCUGUAAGCUUGUCUCGUGCGGAGAUUGAACAGGAGUUUGGGGUUUGGACAGAAGAUCAGUGGAGGAUAUAUGGAAGAUUCCAACACUUUGUCUAUGAUGGCCUUUUUCCUUUCGAGUGCGGGCAUGACGGCGAAGUGCCAAGAUUUGUAUCAUACGGGCUCGGGUAGACAAUGCGAAGCCUGCUUUCUUGCACAUCAAGGUUGUACCCAAACCCAUGACUUUGGAUUGAGCGCGUCGUACUGGGGUUCACGUCCAUGCUGGUUGUGUUGAGGUUCGGGACUAGGCCGAGUGCACACGUUGAAGCACGAAACACUCGUUGUGAAACUAUG
Colletotrichum godetiae is the source of this 1139-nucleotide messenger RNA. Its product is annotated as cell wall protein. Gene Ontology annotation, cellular component: extracellular region. The transcript has a single exon. The coding region runs from base 130 to 816 and encodes 228 amino acids. NCBI's taxonomy places the organism in Eukaryota, Fungi, Ascomycota, Sordariomycetes, Glomerellales, Glomerellaceae. The record is from RefSeq and is a predicted model, not a curated record.